AUGUCAUCAACUAAUUUGAAACACCCAUCAGGAUCCUUUAGUCACAAGUCAUUGUCAAAUUCAAGUUUAGGCGAUGGACAAAGCGUGUAUUGUGUAUGUCGAUCGAGCGAUUGUUCAACAUUCAUGAUCGCGUGUGACGUAUGUAAUAUCUGGUAUCAUGGUAAUUGUAUUGGUAUGAGUGAAAAAGAAUCAGCUAAAGUGGAAAAUUUCUUUUGUCAUCAAUGUCGUCAUAAGAAGCCUAGUUUACAAAUCAAAUACACCAAACCGUUAAAAGAAAUUGAAGAGAAACUAAGUAAAUGUAUUCGGCGAAGACUACGCAAAGAAGCUGAAUUGUUAAACCCUUCACUAAAACAAAUGGAUGCACCAUCGCUUACUCGAGAACAUUCAAGUAGUGCUGAUCAAUUUGUUAACGAAGAUUCCACAAGUAAUCAAUCGGAUUCAUCGUCAUCAUCCGCGAAUCUUAUGGCACGACAAAAACAAGUUUUACAUGGCAAUACUUCGCAUACAAAUCGUUCGAAUGAUGAACAUGAAGUCAAACAUACGACAAAACGUACAUUGACUACAAAAAAUGUUAGCACCAAUGAAAAACGGAAACGAAAUGUUAGUGGAAGUGGAAUUGUUACUAUUAAACGCGAACCACAAGUGAACUUCAAUGAUGAUGAUGAUACGAAGAAUCUCAGUGCGCGACGUCGUCGACGUCGUACAACUGAACCUCCUCCACGGCAAUGUUACGGACCAGGUUGUGUUUUCGAAGCACGUCCAGCGUCAAAAUAUUGUUCAGACAAAUGUGGAUUAGAAUUAGCACGAAAUCGAUUACUACAAUUUCUUCCGAUGCGUUUAAUGCAAUGGCAAACUAUUCCUUCAGUUGCUGAUACUUUGAAUAAAGCAGCCAUGGAAGAAAUUCGCAUUGAAAUCGAUCAAAUCAAACAACGUUUAACGGUGCUCGACGAACGACAACGACAAUUAGAUGAAAUUAUCGAACGUGGCAAACAGUUAAAAGCCACCAAAGAUGCUGAUAAAGUUGAUGCUGCAAAUGAUGAACCAGAUGGCAUGUGUUUUUGUAUUUUAUGUAAUCAAGAAAUUAGUCAAAAGUCUUAUAUACGUCAUGUUGAUAAAUGUUUUAUUCGGUUUGAAAGUCAAGUCUCGUAUGGCUCAAAUGUGAAGUCAAAUAUCGAAGGGCUGUUCUGUGAUAAUUAUGAUCGGACAAAUAAUCUCUAUUGUAAACGAUUGAAGGUCAUUUGUCCUGAACACGCUCGCGAUCCAAAAAUAAGUCCUGAUGAAGCAUGUGGAUGUCCAUUAGAGAAGAAUCUAUUCGAAGUAUCGGACGAAUUAUGUACAGCACCAAAACGCGCGUGCUCGAAACAUUUCAAAUGGGAUCGACAUCGGCGCGCCCAAAUUGAUCUUGAACGACUUCAUGAGUUAAUGCGUUUUGAAGAAUUGGUCGAAAAAGAAAAUCGAUUACGAACAGCUUUGAAUGAACGUGGUUCGGUCGCAGGACUUCUUUUACACAAAACAACAGCUCAUUAA
Messenger RNA from Adineta ricciae, 1527 nucleotides. NCBI's taxonomy places the organism in Eukaryota, Metazoa, Rotifera, Eurotatoria, Adinetida, Adinetidae. The record is from the annotation of a GenBank genome assembly.